Salvia hispanica is the source of this 3386-nucleotide messenger RNA. RefSeq lists its product as uncharacterized. The record is from RefSeq and is a predicted model, not a curated record. Gene Ontology annotation, biological process: carbohydrate metabolic process. Gene Ontology annotation, molecular function: hydrolase activity, hydrolyzing O-glycosyl compounds; carbohydrate binding. NCBI's taxonomy places the organism in Eukaryota, Viridiplantae, Streptophyta, Magnoliopsida, Lamiales, Lamiaceae.
UACUCCACUACUUCCUACAGUUAUACCACUAGUAGUUCAAGAAUCUCACACGCGUCACUCAUCCACACUCCACGUUUCUUCAAAUUCGAAUCCCAUUUGACUAGCAAUCCCAAACCUGUUGCUGAAUUUUCUCUGAUUCAUCUCAUCAGUUUCUUGGUGUAGUUCAUGUAGAAAGGUGAAAGUUAGAAGGGGGUUAAUUGACCAGAGAUCAGUAGCAAUGUCAAAGAAGGUGACUGGGGAAGAAGAAACUGCAUUGAGCUCAGAGGCACGGAAUGGGAAGAUGGUUUAUGAGCCAAUUCUCGAGGAAGGAGUGUUCCGCUUUGAUUGUUCUGCAGAUGAUAGAAAUGCUGCAUUUCCCAGCAUUUCGUUUGAGAAUCCGAGAGUCAGGGAUACACCACUCGCGAAUGUCCAUAAAGUUCCAACUUUCAUUCCCAGUUUUGAAUGUGUAGAGGGGCAACAACUGAUCAAUUUAGAGUUCCCUCUAAACACCUCGUUUUAUGGAACUGGAGAAGUUAGCGGGGAGCUUGAACGAACAGGGAAGAGGAUAUUCACUUGGAAUACGGAUGCGUGGGGCUAUGGCCCUGGAACUACUUCAUUGUACCAAUCACACCCUUGGGUUCUAGCGGUGCUUCCAAAUGGAGAGGCAAUAGGAGUUCUUGCAGAUACUACUCGACGCUGUGAGAUUGAUUUGCGAAAGGAAUCAAACAUCAAGCUGAUUUCUGCAGCGCCUUAUCCUGUAAUUACAUUUGGUCCAUUUGCUUCACCAACUGAUGUCCUUGCCUCUUACUCGCGAGCAGUUGGGACUGUUUUUAUGCCACCAAAAUGGUCCUUAGGCUAUCACCAAUGCCGCUGGAGCUACCAUUCUGAUGCUCGAGUUCGUGAGAUAGCAAAGACAUUUCGUGAGAAAGGUAUUCCUUGCGAUGUCAUAUGGAUGGACAUAGACUACAUGGAUGGUUUUCGUUGUUUCACUUUUGACAAGGAGCGAUUUCCAGAUCCGAAGUCUCUAGGAGCUGAUCUUCAUCAAAAUGGGUUCAAGGGAAUCUGGAUGCUAGAUCCAGGGAUAAAAAGAGAGACUGGUUAUUUUGUCUAUGAUAGUGGUUUGGAAAGAGACAUUUGGGUUCAAACUGCGGAUGGACAACCUUUUGUUGGGGACGUGUGGCCUGGGCCUUGUGUAUUUCCUGAUUUCACACAAUCAAGUGCCCGUUCAUGGUGGGCUCAGCUAGUAAAAGGUUUUAUCUCUAAUGGUGUCGAUGGUAUAUGGAAUGACAUGAAUGAGCCAGCUGUCUUCAAGACCGUGACAAAGACAAUGCCGGAGAGCAAUGUCCACAGGGGAGACAAAGAACUCGGUGGCCAUCAGAAGCAUUCCCACUAUCACAAUGUUUAUGGUAUGCUGAUGGCUAGAUCUACAUAUGAAGGGAUGAAACUAGCAAAUGAACAAAAACGGCCCUUUGUUUUGACUCGAGCUGGGUUCAUUGGUAGCCAGAGGUAUGCUGCAACAUGGACUGGAGAUAAUCUUUCCACGUGGGAGCACCUUCACAUGAGUAUCUCUAUGGUUGUUCAAUUGGGGCUGAGUGGUCAGCCACUUUCGGGGCCAGAUAUCGGUGGCUUUGCUGGUAAUGCAGCGCCAAAGCUGUUUGGAAGGUGGAUGGGAGUGGGCGCCAUGUUUCCCUUUUGUCGAGGUCACUCUGAGACUGACACUAUUGAUCACGAACCCUGGUCUUUCGGGCUAGAGUGUGAGGAGGUUUGCCGACUUGCGCUAAAGAGACGAUAUCGGCUUCUACCCCACAUAUAUACUCUCUUUUACAUGGCUCAUACAAAGGGCAUUCCCGUGGCAACUCCUACAUUUUUUGCUGAUCCGAAAGAUUUGGAGCUAAGGACACAAGAAAUUUCAUUUCUCUUAGGACCACUUCUCAUAUAUGCAAGCACGGGACAAGAUCAGGAGUUAUACGAGAUGGAACACAAGUUGCCAAAAGGAAUCUGGCAUAGUUUUGAUUUUGAAGACUCUCAUCCAGAUUUGCCUGCAUUGUAUCUCCAAGGCGGAUCUAUCAUUCCCGCAUCCUCACCUUAUCAGCAUGUUGGGGAAGCUAAUCGUACCGAUGAUUUACAGCUGUUAGUAGCUUUAGACGAAGCUGGUAAAGCCAUAGGAUCGCUCUUUGAAGAUGAUGGCGAUGGGUAUGAAUACACUAGAGGAGGAUAUUUAUUGACAACUUAUGUUGCUGAACGGCAGUCUUCUGUAGUAAAUGUGACGGUUUUGAAAACUGAAGGAUCUUGGGAGAGGCCCAACCGUCGCUUACAUGUAAAACUACUCCUCGGGAAAGGUGCAACGAUCGAUGCGUGGGGUAUUGAUGGGGAGGCUCUGAAAAUUCCAUUCCCAUCGGAGAGGGAAGUGUCGGAUUUGGUUGCAGCUGGUGAAAAACAACUAAGAACUCGUAUAGAAACUGCUAGACGUAUUCCAGACGUGGAAAACGUGUCUGGACACAAAGGAACAGAACUAUCUAGAACACCUGUCGAAGUCAAAAGUGGCGACUGGUCUCUCAAAGUCGUGCCAUGGAUUGGUGGAAGAAUAAUUUCCAUGGAACACCUUCCUUCAAAAACCCAGUGGCUUCAUAGUAGAGUUGAAAUCAAUGGGUACGAGGAAUAUAGUGGCUUGGAGUAUCGUUCUUCUGGAUGCUCGGAGGAGUAUUCUGUCAUCGAACGAGAUCUGGAGCAGGCAGGAGAAGCCGAGUCGCUACAACUAGAAGGUGAUAUAGGAGGCGGUUUAGCCCUUGUGCGCCAGAUAUGCAUCCCUAAAGAAAACUUGAAAACAAUCCGAAUCGAUUCCAGCAUUGUAGCUCGCAAUGUUGGCGCUGGAUCUGGAGGAUUUUCGAGGCUCGUGUGCUUAAGAGUGCACCCAACGUUCAAUCUGCUGCAUCCAACUGAAACAUACGUGUCUUUUACUGCAAUCGAUGGGUCUGUCCACGAGGCUUGGCCGGAGUCCGGUGAACAGGUUUUUGAAGGGCAUCUUCGCCCAAACGGCGAAUGGAGGCUUGUCGACAGAUGCCUUGGGCUUGCCCUAGUAAACAGGUUCAGCAUCGAACAAGUUCACAAAUGUCGAAUCCACUGGGGCACGAUGAACGUGAAUUUGGAGCUUCGCUCAGAAGACAGGCCGGUGUCCAAGGAAUCUCCUCUUCGAGUAUCUCACGGAUACGAGGUAAUACGAAUGCCAUAAACUUGAGGACGGCGGAGAUCUUAUGCAACAGUUUAUAAUGCAUCAAUAAGUGUUCAGCUCGAGUUUCAUCUCCUGCUUAAUAAACCCAAUAUGAUGUUUAUCAAUGUUUUGAAAUUCUCUACGUUAAAUUUGCACUUAUGUGAACAAAUCAAAUUUUAGUAGUAUUAAUUAGUCUUAA